AUGACAACUCGCAAUCUACUCUCCGGUCCCGUCACUCUAUCUGCCGCAACAGCGAAAAGCAGAAAUGUUCUUCACGCUCUGGAAUACCCGCAGCAGAAAGAAGAUUUCUACAAGCGCAUGGAGACCCAUCGUCCUCUUCUGGCCGAUCUCGUAGCACAUCACCUUGGCACCAAACCACCCGACGUUACUAUUUCUUCCCAAGAUUACUGGCGCCAUGGAUCAUUCAAUCUUUGUAUACCUGUCCAUGUCAACCCCUCUGCGAAGCCAAAACCCCCACAGCUCGUGUUGCUCCGCUUUCCGUUGCCUUAUCGCGUUGGAGAAGCACUUCGGCCUGGCAACUCAGAUGAGAAGGUCAAUUGUGAAGCUGCAACAUAUGCCUGGCUCCAAGAGAACUGCCCUUCAGUUCCUAUACCGCAGCUUUACGGCUUUGGGCUGUCUACUAACCAAAGAUUUACGAAUCUUGAUUUCCUUCCGUGGUGGUCGCGCUGGUUCCAGCAAGCUCGCCGCUAUUUUCUAGCUACCUUUGGCUUCCGGCAGCCUUCACGAUACGUGUGCCAUCCCUCUAGCCGCUUUGCCGACCUUGAUAUCGGCUACCUGCUGAUCCAGACUAUUACAUCCGGAGAGAUGCUUUCAGAAUCCUGGGACGAGAAGCAUGACGAUGCCCGUCUCCAAGAUAAUCUACAGCGAAGCCUCGCUAGGAUAAUGCUCUCGCUUGCAAGCGUUCCGCUGGCGCGUAUCGGAGCAUUCCGACUGGACAACAACGGGUAUUUGCAAUUAGACAAUCGUCCGAUGAACGUCAUGUUUGCUAUGCAUGAGAACGAAGGCAUCCCCCUUGAUAUUUCCAGACACACAACCUUCUCCAGCGUCGAUGACUUUGUCCUUCAGCACUUGGCGGCUUUUGACAACCGGCUACUCUACCAGCAAAACGCCAUCACUAGCCGUGACGAUGCGUGGUACCAGAUGACCAGUCUAGCUGCCGCAAGAGCUAUAUUCCCGCAAAUGUUCCGGAGAGACUUUUGCAAUGGCCCUUUCGUGUUUACUUUAACCGAUAUGCAUCGAAGUAACAUCUUUGUUGACGAGGACUGGAAUGUUACUUGCAUCAUUGACCUAGAAUUUGCCUGCUCGUCGCCCAUCGAAUUUCUCCAGCCGCCAUACUGGCUCGGCGGUGGAUUAAUCGACGAGAUUGAACCUACCGAAUUCGCACCAAAGCAUAGUGCAUUCCUCGAGCUGCUCAAGCGAGAAGAACAGCUUCACAACUACCAAAGAAAUGCAGAGCCCCUCUCGUGUAUCAUGCGCCAAGCAUGGAUAAACGGGGCGUUUUGGGUCACGCUAGCGGUAAAGGAUCCAGUAGCCUUUACGGAGAUAUUCUACGAUCGUAUAUUGCCCAGCUAUUUCUCCUACUCUCCGGAAGAACUAAGCAACGCCGAUUAUAGAUUCUUUGCCCGUCUUUGGCGCCCCAACAUCUCUGACAUUAUUGACAAGAAACUACAAGACCGAGACACGUAUUUAGAGAGACUCAAUGCAGUCUUCACCGACUUCACAUGA
Metarhizium brunneum ARSEF 3297 is the source of this 1545-nucleotide messenger RNA. RefSeq lists its product as uncharacterized. NCBI's taxonomy places the organism in Eukaryota, Fungi, Ascomycota, Sordariomycetes, Hypocreales, Clavicipitaceae. The record is from RefSeq and is a predicted model, not a curated record.